CAAACUUGUUUAUAAGCUCUGAUAUUUUUGAAAUCUUAGUAUAAAUACAGCGCUUGCCAUUCGAGUAAUUUUUAGUCAAGUGCAAACGCUGCUAAUUGACGGUUCAAAGUUUGCAAAAAUAAUAAUAAUUACAAAAAGCCUCAACAAUGGCUUUAACGGAGGCGUUAUUCGUUGUCGUCAGCGUGCUGGGCGCCAUAUAUCUGUGGUUCCAGCGGAAUCAUACAUAUUGGCAGCGCAAAGGACUACCGUACAUUCCGCCCACACCCAUUAUUGGCAAUACCAAAAGCACAUUUACACAAGAGGCCAACUUUGGCAUGCACCUGUCGGAUAUAUACUCGAAUCCCAAAAUGCAGGAUGAAGCUGUGGUGGGCAUAUAUGUUAUCAAUAAACCUGGCUUAGUCAUACGUGAGCCGGAGCUUAUUAAAUCAGUGUUGAUACGUGACUUUAAUCGAUUCUCGGAUCGUUAUGGACGUUGUGAUCCGCAUGGCGAUACGCUAGGCUACAAUAAUCUAUUCUUUGUGCCCAAUCCUAAGUGGAAGGAGAUACGCACUAAGCUGACGCCGGUGUUUACCAGUGGCAAGGUCAAGCAGAUGUAUCCACUGAUACAGGAGAUUGCUGACGAUCUGGAGCAGCUUUUAGCUAGAGAUCAUCCCGGCCCAAAUGUCAAGUACUGUUCCGACAUCAAGGAUGUAUGCGGACGUUUCACCACAGAUUCCAUAGCGACCAUAGCGUUUGGCGUGCGUGCCAACAGCUUGCAGGAUAAGAAUGCGGAAUUUAGACGGAUGGGCAACCUAUUUUUCAAACUCUCCUUGUCACGUGCUUGUGACUUUUUUAUCGCCUUCUUUUUGCCCAAACUGGUGUCGCUGUUACGCGUUAAAUUCUUUCCCGCCGAAUUUUCCAAUUUCAUGCGCGGUAGCAUUUCCCAUGUCAUGGCCGAACGUGAGCGCACGGGUACAGUACGCAACGAUCUCAUCGAUAUACUGGUGGGCCUGAAGAAGGAGGCUGCCCAGGAGCCCGACAAGCCGCAUAUGGCCAAAACCAAGGACUUUUUGGUAGCGCAGGCGGUUGUCUUUUUCACAGCCGGCUUUGAGACCUCCUCAUCAACCAUGGCCUUUGCUUUAUAUGAGCUGGCCAAGCAUCCUGAAAUGCAGCAACGUGUGCGCCAAGAGAUACACGAAGCAUUGCUUGAGGAAGGUGGAAAAUUGAGCUACGAGCGCAUCAAUUCCUUGGAGUAUCUGUCUAUGGUAGUGGAUGAAGUGCUGCGUAUGUAUCCAGUGCUGCCCUUCCUGGAUCGUCAGUACUCCAGCAUCAAAGGACAACCGGAUUUGUCGCUCAAGCCCUACUAUGAUUAUAAGCUGGAGCAUGGCACGCCCGUUUUUAUACCAGUGUAUGGCCUACAUUAUGAUCCCAAGUACUGGACAAAUCCACGUGAGUUCAAUCCAGAACGUUUCUCGGCUGCGAAUCGUAAAAAUAUUCAAUCUAUGGCAUAUCAACCGUUUGGUUUGGGUCCACACAAUUGCAUUGGCAGUCGCAUUGGUCUGCUGCAGUCCAAGCUGGGACUGGUGCACUUCCUCAAGAAUCACGAAGUGCGCUGCUGCGAAAGCACAGUGCUGGAGAUUAAGUUUGAUCCCAAGUCCUUUGUGCUGCAGCCGGCUAAGGACUUGAUAUUAGAAAUUGUUAACGAUCGACUCUAUGAUAAUGCCGUACAGGCCAAGUAA
Messenger RNA from Drosophila busckii, 1718 nucleotides. It is a transcript of the gene Cyp6g1, whose product is annotated as cytochrome P450 6g1. Bases 147 to 1718 code for a protein of 523 amino acids. The transcript has 4 exons. Gene Ontology annotation, biological process: response to DDT; insecticide catabolic process. Gene Ontology annotation, molecular function: oxidoreductase activity, acting on paired donors, with incorporation or reduction of molecular oxygen; iron ion binding; heme binding. Lineage: Eukaryota; Metazoa; Arthropoda; Insecta; Diptera; Drosophilidae. The record is from RefSeq and is marked validated.